AUGAAAAGUGUCUUCUGCAAUCUAGCGGUGGUGCUGUCCACGUUUACAGCUACAUCCUUCGCCCAGGAUUAUCUCGUUCAUAUGCUUGAGGACAGCGCGGGCGUGGAUUCUUGGAAGCCGAGAGCUGGAGAUAGUCGACAACGGAGCCCAGAUAUUGCGAAACUGCUGCUGGAACGGCGAUUGGGAUGGCCUGAAUCGUCCUCUACCGUUGGCGAAGUGGAUGAGGAGACUAUCCGGGAAUUGAAUCUCUUCGGAGGUCAGCAGGCCUUGCCUUUUACCGACAUCAACAAAGAGCAGCCACACAAGCUGUUGUUGAUCCUUGAAGGCGUAGGCUCAGAAGACAUCAAAUCGCUGGAGACAAAAACACCGCACGCUUUCUCCAUUUCAAGCCCGCCAGCAUUCUAUCUAGAUGAUUCGAUAUUAUCUUCAUUCGUUUCAGAAAAGUCACAGAGUUGCCAUGAUCCAAAUACCUGCCUAUAUGGUGAAGAAGAGGCCUCGUGUACUGGGUUUGUAGUUCUGAGAAGCCAAAACUCCGGUGCCUGCCCCCAAGACACCCAACUUUUCUCCGAGAUGCCGGAUUGUACGUCAAAAUCGGCCACGAUUCAGAAACUUAUUGAGCAAGUCAUUGCGGGCUCUUCUACAUAUAAACAUACUUCCUUUGUUAUCCGUCUUAGAGCUUCCAAAUCUCCUCUUCUCCAGGAUGGGGAAUUUACUUCCCUUUUCAAGUCCCUUGCUGCUCUUAGCUCUGACCUCAAUGUGGAAUCCACCGUCAUCACAGUCCCAUACGACACCUACAAGAACCGCAGCCAGACACGCCUCCCUGCCGACAAACCCAAGCUGAAGCUGCACCAAGGCUUAUCCGCUGCUAAGAAAGCUGUGCGUGCUGAUGCCACCUCCACAUCCAUGGCAAGACCAUCUGCCACCGCCAAACCUACUCCCGCGUUCCAUCUGCCCGUAUGCUACACCAAAAAUGAAACCUGCACUGAGCGAACUAAUAACUGCUCGGGUCAUGGAUCAUGCUACCUGAAACGCACGUCUUCAAAGAAUUCCACCUCCUCCAGUAACGAAAAUGACUGCUAUGCAUGCAAGUGCCACCGCACUGUUGUUUCCACCAACAAAGAUGGGAAGACAAAGACUCUCCAGUGGGGCGGCCCUGACUGCUCCAAGAGAGAUGUCAGCAUGCAGUUCUGGCUCAUUGGCGGAUUGAGUGUGGUUCUUGUUUUGGGAGUUGCCUAUGGUGUCGGAAUGCUGUUCAGCAUUGGAGAAGAGGAGUUGCCUGGUGUGCUCAGUGCAGGCGUCACACCCCCCAAACAGAAGUGA
Messenger RNA from Trichophyton rubrum CBS 118892, 1320 nucleotides. RefSeq lists its product as uncharacterized. The transcript is spliced from 4 exons. Lineage: Eukaryota; Fungi; Ascomycota; Eurotiomycetes; Onygenales; Arthrodermataceae. The record is from RefSeq and is a predicted model, not a curated record. Gene Ontology annotation, cellular component: endoplasmic reticulum. The coding region runs from base 1 to 1320 and encodes 439 amino acids.